UCGCUGGCCGUAAGGAUGUGCCGCAGCUCCAUGGCGUUCGUGAGCGUGUGGGUGUUUGUGUUGCUGUCCUUUGGGUCUUUUUCCUGCGUGCGUGCGAAGGAUUGCUACAGCUGUACGGGGGAAGGAUGCGUGCGUGUGUCUACGGCCGGUACCGUGGUGACGUGCGCGGGUGUUGAUGAUCUCUGUUACAGCAAAUUCGAUCCCACCAGCCUUUUGCCCAUCGAACGUGGCUGUUUAACGGCGAGUUCUGUGGCCACUUGCACGGGAGAUGAGUGCGUUUCUUGUUCUACGGUGGAUUUGUGUAAUGAGCAGAGUAGCCCUAAACACCGGUGUGCCGUUUGUUCGUCGCUCGUCGAUUCAGGGUGCCUGGCGACUCCUGGAUCGUUGAGCGAUGUACAGUGUCCGGCUCCGAGCAGUGUGGAUCUGACGCAGGCUCAAUGUUACAGUCGAGUGGUCGGCAACGUGACCGAACGUGGAUGCAUCACGUCACAAACGGAGCGCGAUCAAUGCACCGAUUCCAGCUGUUCCACCUGCACCGGUGUCGGUUGCAAUCGGGACGUUUUCCCCGUCGGCCGAGCUCAAUGCAUUCAGUGUGAUAACGCCAACACCUGCAACACGGACUCGACCUCAGCGGUCUACUGUGCGGACCCUACCGAUAUCUGCGUCACACUACGCAGACCAAACGGCAGCGUGCUAAAGUCGUGCGAAAAAGCCGCUCCACAGGCGGACCUAAACAACUACCGUGCUAAUGCGACCUUCUGCGGUCAGACGCUUUGUAAUACUGGCUCGUACAACGCCAGUGCCGUUGCGAAAAGUUGCUAUCAGUGUGAAGGCACGGGAUGUCUAAAAUCCGUCGCCCAACUCGUCACCUGCCCGUUGCUCGAUGACGAUUGUUUCAGCAAGUUUUCUGGGUUUAACCCAAUCCAGCGAGGAUGCACCUCAGAACUACCCCAGGACGAAACUUGUCCCGCACCGGAGUGUUCAAUCUGCCUGGAAUCCGAGUGUAACCUAGACGCACGAUCGGAUCACCGAUGUGCCUACUGUUCCUCGAUCAAGGACGCGAACUGCAUUAAUCCAGCAGGCGUGCUCAACAUCGUCCAAUGUCCGGCACCAACGACAGACGUAACUAACGCACAGUGUUACACCAAAAUUAUCAAUGAAGCCAUCACAGAACGAGGGUGUAUUAGCAGUGAAUCUGACCUCCAAGGAUGCGCGAUUGAUGGCAGUAAUUGUGCGACCUGCGACAUCUCAUCCUCCGGUGAAGGUUGUAAUGGUGAUGUGUUCCCAUCUGAUCGACGUCGUUGUACGAUCGGCACACAACCUGACUCGUACUGCGCUAACCCGUGGGAUGAUUGCGUGCAAUUACUGCAGGAUGGUGUCCGAAAGCGGACCUGUCGUUCAUCGCUCACUGAGUCGGAACGUAGCUUUUGUGGCAACAACACGAACCGGUGUUCGUUCUGUGCGAUCGACAACUGCAACACUGGCGAGAUCGACUUCAACUACGUCGAGUGUCUCUCUUGCGACUCGACAGUUGAUGCUCGCUGUGCCACGAAUCCUGCCGCUCUGAACACCUUCGAGCGGUGUGCAACCUGCGCAAGUGCGCUUAUCACAACGAACAGCACUCACGUGUCCACUCGACGUGGUUGUUUAGCUAGUCUUCCAGCCAAUGUGUCCGCUCAAUGCAGUACAACACCAGGCAGUUCUGGAAGCUGUCUUCGCUGUUCCACAAACCGGUGUAAUGUGGCCAACUUCCCGUCAGAUCGUCUCCAGUGCUAUAGGUGUACGGAUCCACCCUGCAGCUCGCAUGAAGCCAUCACACUCACGUAUUGCCCGCAGUACCGUGCGAACGACAGUUGCAUGCUUCUGUCAGACACAUCCGGGCAGCUAUUGCGGUUGGAUUGCAGCAGUUCACUCACCACCACCGAGCUAGCCGCUUGUUCUUCUGGACUCUGUCAAACCUGCCGUACUGCGGCCUGUAACGACCCAAUGGCGUACUCAACGUCCGGCAGUUGCGUACAAUGCAGCAGCACACUGAACGCACUCUGUCGCACCCAACCAACGGCAGUAGGAGCGGAACCAUGCCUGAAUCCUUCCAACACCGCCUGCUACAGCCGGCUCACGACAGAGGGCGCCACCGAGCGUGGUUGCGUGAGUGAUCUCACCACAAGCGAGCAAAGUGCUUGCGCACGUGCCGAAAACUGCAUCACGUGUUCCUCGCGUACGACGGAUUGUAACAACGGGCAGUAUCCUGUGGCACCGCUGGCUUGCUAUCAGUGUGAUUCACGCACGAACGGGGACGCGUGUAAGGCUGCACAGACGGGGACGGCCACCGAAUGUGCGCCUUAUAACACGGCCAAUAAGUGCUUCACGAUCGUGCAGUCGAAUGGGGACACGGUGCGAAAGUGUUCGACAGCGUCACGGGAGGUGGAGUGUGGGUCGGUUGGGGCGUGUGAGGUGUGUUUGUUUUCGGGUUGUAACGGGAAGGCAAGUACGGCCGUCGUGGUGACGGAACCACCCGUGCAAACUACCACUCCGGGGCCAUUUUCUGGAGCCUUAAGGCAGACGAGCGAUGGGCAGCUCGCGUUAAUCGCCGCGUUAGCGACGGUUUUGUGGUGCUUUAGAAGCUUUAAAGCACUAUAAUGGCGUCUAUAGAACGCUCAACUCUUCUAGCUAGUAUUAUAAACGGUGUGCGAAUGCAUAACA
This is a messenger RNA of Anopheles nili, 2703 nucleotides long. RefSeq names its product prestalk protein-like. The record is from RefSeq and is a predicted model, not a curated record. The transcript has 7 exons. Lineage: Eukaryota; Metazoa; Arthropoda; Insecta; Diptera; Culicidae. Bases 16 to 2640 code for a protein of 874 amino acids.